Glarea lozoyensis ATCC 20868 is the source of this 1098-nucleotide messenger RNA. RefSeq lists its product as uncharacterized. Bases 1 to 1098 code for a protein of 365 amino acids. Lineage: Eukaryota; Fungi; Ascomycota; Leotiomycetes; Helotiales; Helotiaceae. The transcript has 4 exons. The record is from RefSeq and is a predicted model, not a curated record.
AUGUCUGAUUCCUUCAGCAACGAUACCGCGAUGCCUUCAAUCGAGAAGAGCAACAAUGUCACCGGCAACAACACCGCUGGCAACAACAUGUCCAACUUUGUUGAGACUGCGAAGAGCAAAACUUCUGCCGCAGCAUCAGCAGUAGCAAACCACCCAAUGACCCAGAGCGUGGCUAAUGGCCCCGUCGUAGAGAAGGCUAAAAUCGAGUCUAACAAAACCCAAGCCGAAUUCUCCAACCUUGCUGCAUCCCGCCAAACACCAGAAACCCCAGCUGCCACCGGGCAACAACUCACCCACUACCACUCCUUCUUCUCCAGCUUGUUGUCCUGGAAUAACCCCCGUGCUUCUGGCAUUGCAUACGCCUCUAUCGUCACAUUCAUCUUCGCUGCCCGAUAUCUCGAUAUCCUCAGAUAUGCUUUCAAGCUCACAUGGAUGACUCUGGGUGUCACUGUCCUCGCUGAGGUCGCUGGAAAAGCCGUUCUUUCUCACGGUCUUGCAUCACAAUUCCGCCCAAAGAAAUAUUUCACCAUUUCAAAAUCCACCCUUGACUCGCUUACCGGAGAUUUCUCUGAGCUUGUCAACUUCUUCGUGAUCGAGUCUCAACGUAUUGUAUUCGCUGAGAACCUUUUCGCAACCGUUGCUUCUUUCCUUGGUGCUUUCAUCUCAUACUAUCUGAUCAAGUUUGUCCCAUUCUGGGGUCUUACCUUGAUCUCCACCACGGUCAUCUUCAUCUCUCCUCUGAUUUAUAAGACCAACAAGGAGACCAUCGAUCACUACGUUGCACAGGCCACCGAUAUCGUCAACCAGCAAUCCAAGCAGGUUCGCGACAUGGCCGCUCAACAAGCUUCCCGCGCGUCCGAGACCACAAAGCAAUAUGUUGGAGAUUACUCGCACAAGGCACAAGAGUUGAUUGGAAACGCUCGUGGACGAUCCAACUCCCCAACUGCCGUCAAGUCCGAGCCUGCUCUCAAGCAAGAUUCUCCAGCAUUCAAGGCUGAUGACUUCCCUGUCGCACCAAAGGAGGACUUCAAGGUACCACCAUCUGUAGCAGACUCAGCUAACAAGCUUAAAUCUGACGACCCAUUGAUCACCGCAUAA